Trematosphaeria pertusa is the source of this 1249-nucleotide messenger RNA. RefSeq names its product kinase-like protein. The coding region runs from base 123 to 950 and encodes 275 amino acids. Gene Ontology annotation, biological process: peptidyl-serine phosphorylation; intracellular signal transduction. Gene Ontology annotation, molecular function: ATP binding; protein serine/threonine kinase activity. The record is from RefSeq and is a predicted model, not a curated record. The transcript has a single exon. NCBI's taxonomy places the organism in Eukaryota, Fungi, Ascomycota, Dothideomycetes, Pleosporales, Trematosphaeriaceae.
ACCCACACCGCUCCAUCGCGUGUCUUCAUCCGUACACCUCGCCUCACUCAGGACCCUUCCCAAGAGACGGUUAUAUUCAUAUUUUGAGUAACGCACUUCACUGCGUCCCAACCCAGACCGCAAUGUCCUCUCAACCUUGCCUUAUGACUCUCGGAGGUAUUGGGGCGAUUUACAAGCUAAAUGACUUUGUCGUCGUGAAAGUACCUCGCGACCCAGUCGAACCCGAUCAUGCAGCCGAGCAACGCGUCUUUGAUAUUCUUGAGCGCUACCCGGCUCACCCACAUUUGGUCCGAAGUUUCUUCCGCAUCCCGGCUAGGACCUUUUUGGAGCGGCUUCCGGGUGGCGACCUUGCAUCACUCCUACGUACCCAACAGACAAGAGACACAAGUACGCAGCAAGUGUUAGUUGCAAAGGGGCUAUCACUGGAAAGAUCCUUCUGGUGGAUGAGGGAGCUCACCUCAGCCGCUGCCUGGCUUGAAAGGAUCGGUCUCGUACACGGCGACAUUCGACCCCCAAAUAUCCUGAUCGAUGCCGAGGGUCACAUCAAACUCUGUGAUUUCGAUCGUGCAGCUAAGAUUGGAGAACGGCUCGAUGCUGGCACCGAACCAUUUGCUCGACUGCUGGGUGACGAAGGAGGCCGAGAUCGCGGAACGUACGGAAAAGCCGGUCCUCGGACAGAGCAAUUUGCACUCGGCUCAGUUCUUUAUUCAAUGACACGAGGAUAUGAUCCAUACGAAGAUCAAUGGUUUGGAUUGGAUCAUGAUUGUACUGUUAUGGAUAUGCUUCAGCGAAGGGAGUAUCCUGCGUUGACACGUUCCCAAGACACGAUCAUAUCCGAAUGCUGGAAUGGGAAUUAUGUCACCAUCCAGAACCUUGAGAAUACGAUGUUGGAAAUAGCCUCUGGACCGUAUGAAGAAGCCAAGAUUGAAAGCACAGCAUGGUAUGUCUAGCAUCAAGAGGAGUGCAAGGAAAUGGUUACAAAGGGCAUCAUGGCUACCCUUUAAAGAACGUCGGUAGGGUACCACGGCUCGUGAAGGCUAGGAUAAAGGGGAUGAAGAUUUAGAGAGGGUAGGCAUCUGUGCCGUACGAGAGCAAGGAGGUAGCCUACUUGGAGCUAAGAGGCUGGUGGAUGGGGAGGAAAUUGCUGGAAAAGUGCAGAGGGCCGGCGAUCAAUGACAUGAUAUUGAGAACUAAUCGAGCUAGUCUCCGUUACCUUGGGAGAAUUUGCUGGUAACCUACCCUCAUAGCA